AUGGACCAGCGUGAGAUUCUGCUGCAGAACCUGGACAGGGCCCAAAGCAAGAAGCUCAACCGAGAAGAGUUCGCAGAGGAGUUUUUGAAGCUGAAAAGGCAGUCAACAAAGUACAGAUCGGAUAAAAUCUACCCUACAGCAGCAUCUGAACAACCAGAGAACAUCAAGAAGAACAGAUACAAGGACAUCUUACCCUUUGACCACAGCAGAGUGGAGUUGUCCCUGACUACAUCAGAUGCAGACUCUCCUUACAUCAACGCUAGCUUCAUCAAGGGUGUCUAUGGGCCGAGAGCAUACAUUGCAACCCAGGGUCCUCUCCCCACUACUGUCGUUGACUUUUGGAGGAUGAUUUGGGAGUAUGAAGUUCUGAUUGUGGUCAUGGCUUGUAUGGAGUUUGAAAUGGGAAAGAAGAAAUGUGAGCGGUACUGGGCGGAGGCUGGCGGCUCUCCCCUGCAGUGUGGCCCUUUCUCCAUUGCCUGUGAAGAUGAAGAGAAGAAAAAUGAGUAUGUGAUUAGGACUUUAAAGGUGACCCUGAAUGAGGAGAUCCGCACAGUUCACCAGUUCCACUACAAAAACUGGCCAGACCACGACGUCCCCUCAUCCAUUGACCCCAUCCUGGAGCUGAUCGGUGAGGUUCGCUGCUACCAGCCGGAUGACAGCGUCCCCGUCUGCGUCCACUGCAGUGCUGGCUGUGGGAGAACAGGAGUCAUCUGCGCAAUCGACUACAUCCAGAAGCUGCUGAAGGACGGAAUUCUUCCAGUGAACUUCAGCAUUUUUAGUCUGAUCCAGGAAAUGCGCACGCAGAGGCCUUCCAUAGUGCAGACCAAGGAGCAGUAUGAGCUGGUUUAUGAUGCGGUGAUUGAGCUUUUCAAAAGGCAGAUUAAAGCACUCGAUGCCCAGGAAUACUCUGCUGCUUCACAGGUACAAGCAGGCCAUCCUGUUGCCAAGCCACUUCUGACUUCACUGGAAGAUAUUUAUUCUCUGCAGUCACUAUCCUGCUCAGAGCGAGAGGAACAGGAUGUGCGUCAGCAUCUUCCUCCGGUGGUGCAAAGCGAAGCAUCUCUGGCAUCGUGGUCUGCCAUGGGGGCACGGGGCAGCUCUGGUCGUGGAGCCCCUCCCAUCAGACAGGCCAUCUCCUUUGGCGCCUUGAACUUCAUCAAGUGCAGAAAGGCAGCUGCUGGGGAGAAGUGGGCUUCUGGGGAUGCUCUUCAGAAACACCACAGUUUGGAGUUCACCAGCAUCUCCCCUGAGCCUCUCCUCCUGAGCCAGGAGCCGAAGGGAGCGGGCAGGCGCGGGCCUUGCGGCAGAACGCCUCUGACACGGACGGCAUCGACCCCUUUUGUGCUGGCACAGCGCGGAGCAGGCUGGGAAUGGGAUGGAGGGGACACAACGCCUGGCGCGAGUUGGCAGUUGCCAGACACCUGCUUCUCAAGCUUUCAGGUGCAGGAGCAGGAUGGAUUUUGCCCUGUUGAGCCGAACCACUGGAGCCGAGAAGAUGGUCGCCAUGCAGGUGACCUGUGCACCUCUUCCAAAUUAGCCACCCUGCCACAGCCAGAUGACGAUGAGCCUCCGCCCCUGCCCGAGCGAACCCCCGAAUCUUUCAUUGUGGCCAAUGAAUCUGGACAGCUUCCUCUGGCCACUUCUGAUUUUCCGCUUUCAGCCAGAAACACAAAUAUCAGAACCUCUCUGGAGUGGAGUGGUGAGUCUCACUCGGAGGUGUUUAACGACUCGAUGAGACUGAGCCCAUGUAAGAGUGUGAAGCUUAGGAGCCCACAGAGAGAGACAACCCGGGAUCACUCUAGCUCUCCUCCCCCGCUUCCUGAAAGAACCCCGGAGUCAUUUGUUCUUGAUGAUGCAGCAAGCUUGGAGCCUGCUGCAAGAUGUUCUACGCGUCCUCUGGGCUUGGGGAACAACGCUCCCGGAACAUCAUCAAAAGGGCCUAUGAAAUGCUUCAGGAGAAGUAAGAGCUUGAAAAUAUUGAAAAAUGUGAAAAAGAGCAUCUGUGGUCCAUCUUCACUGACAAAACCACCAGAAUCUGCCCCGUCAAACCAGGCAAGGUCUUUCCUUAGCUUUGGCUUCGCAAAUAGAUUUUCAAAACCUAAAGGACCAAGAAAUCCACCACCAGCAUGGAACAUUUAG
This is a messenger RNA of Apaloderma vittatum (bar-tailed trogon), 2139 nucleotides long. It is a transcript of the gene PTPN22, whose product is annotated as protein tyrosine phosphatase, non-receptor type 22 (lymphoid). Gene Ontology annotation, biological process: positive regulation of toll-like receptor 4 signaling pathway; negative regulation of tumor necrosis factor production; regulation of non-canonical NF-kappaB signal transduction. The coding region runs from base 1 to 2139 and encodes 712 amino acids. Gene Ontology annotation, molecular function: non-membrane spanning protein tyrosine phosphatase activity. Gene Ontology annotation, cellular component: cytoplasm; nucleus. The record is from RefSeq and is a predicted model, not a curated record. The transcript has 21 exons. NCBI's taxonomy places the organism in Eukaryota, Metazoa, Chordata, Aves, Trogoniformes, Trogonidae.